This is a messenger RNA of Mucor velutinosus, 1911 nucleotides long. RefSeq lists its product as uncharacterized. NCBI's taxonomy places the organism in Eukaryota, Fungi, Mucoromycota, Mucoromycetes, Mucorales, Mucoraceae. The transcript has a single exon. The coding region runs from base 1 to 1911 and encodes 636 amino acids. The record is from RefSeq and is a predicted model, not a curated record. Gene Ontology annotation, molecular function: protein binding.
AUGGCUCCCAUCAUAACACCUCCACCAGCAUCUGAUCCAGUAGUGACUAAAUCAGCAAAAUCAGCAGCAGUAGCAGUACUAGAGACAGCAUCCACAGAAACACCUCUGAACGGUAUCCAUGAAAAGCCAUUGCCAGAACUUAUUGAAAAGGUCUUGGAAGCCAUCAAGCAGGAAGAAGAUAGAUUGCGAAAAGAGGAAGAGCUCAUGCACGCCGUCAACCAGAUUCGAUUUAAUAAACCACUGGCACCAGUUGAAUACGAUAGUCUAUCAGCACCACCCUCUCCUCCUCCCAAGGACGAUCAAGUCAAGGAAAGACUCAGUCUAGAAGAGGACUAUCCCAACCGCACCGUGGAUUUGAAGGAUACCAUCAACACUGAAUAUCGUGAGCGCACGAAUUUCAUGAGCCAUCAAUGGUACUUUGAUGAAUAUUCUGGUAUUUAUCGACAAAACGCGCCUGGAUUAUGGGUUUUUCAGAGCAUGCCUAGUUUGCAGCGAUACACGUCGACACGAGCAUCCGAUACACAUACUAAACAUAUAACCGAAAAGUUGCUUUCAUCUCAUAGCUCCAUCCUUGGUACGAGUCAAUCUCCGUCUCUUAGGCUUCGAUUUUCUCAACAACAUGGCAGUAGAUCAAAUCGUUCUAGUUUACCCACUAGUAGCGGCAGUAGUAGCUUCAUUACAUCAUCUACCACCGACACAUCAGAGCAUGAGCAGCAACAAGCCGACGCAUGGCCGUCACCUCGCACAGUAGAGCAAGUGCAUCAACUGAGAAAGCAAGCCAGAGCCACCAGAGAUAGACGCAAGCAGCUUGAUUUAUGUCGCACCUUGAUGGAUGCAGCAUGUCGUGAUGAAGAGACAGAGCAUGUAACAGAAUCGCCUAUUCCAGGUACGCCGCCUGUCAACACUCGGUACAGACAGCAAGAGUUACGUAGACUGAAAAAGAAGGACCUCAUGCUAGAUCAGGUGCUGGUGCUGGAGGCUCAAAAGAUCUUGAAGCGUCUUGCGCUGGGUGGAGGCGGCAUGGGUCUAGGCACAGACGGCGAUGCUCAGUUCUUGCUUGCUAAUUGCUACGGUGUUGGUGGUCUAGGGCUCCCGCUGGACAGAGAAAGGGCCUUUUCAUUGUAUAUUCAUGCCUCCAAACAGAACCACCUUGAGUCUACGUAUCGCGCAGGCGUGUGCUACGAGAUUGGCAUUGGUACACGCAAGGACUAUGGCCGCGCCAUGUCGUUUUAUCGCAAAGCAGCUACUCAAUCCCAUGUUGCCAGUAUGUACAAGUUGGCUAUUAUCUUGAUGCGAGGCUACUGUGGACAGACGAUCAAUAUGAAGGAAGCGCUUGCGUGGUUACAACGUGCUGCUGCUUUAGCAAGUGCUCAGAACCCACAUGCCAUGUACGCUUUAGCUAUGUUUCAGUUCUCUGAAGAGUUUGCUGAACAUACCAUUGCAGAUAGCUCGUAUGCCUUGGAGCUCUUGCAUACAUCAGCACACAUGGAAUACCUUCCAAGUCAGGUCAAGCUGGGCGAAUUGUACGAGAUGGGCGGCUAUGGUUUGGUGCAAGUAGACGAUGCACUCUCUAUUUAUUGGUAUACGCGGGCUGCAGAGCAAGGCAAUGCGGAUGCAGCAUUAGCACUGUCCAGCUGGUACUUGACCGGAUCCGCUGGUAUUCUUCCGCAAUCUGACCGUGAAGCCUAUCUCUGGGCACGCAAAGCUGCAUCGUGUCAAUUGGCUGACAGAUGGACAAUCGCGAAAGCUUAUUUCCUGGUGGGUAUGUACGUGGAUAACAGGAUUGGCAUCAGUGAGACAUCCACAGAAGAUGCGGCCGUAUGGUUUGAAAGAUCUGCGGCUCUGGGCCAUCUCGGUGCGAUGGCCAUGCUUGAAGAAGGCGAGGAAGAAGCAUUGAGUCAUGGCAUAUAG